AAAUCGGAUACGUGGUGUUGCGACGGUGUACCCUAAUUACGCUAAUCGAAGGAGCGGGCGCGGUAGCGGGAGCGGAGCGAGAGCUGAGCGGGCUCGCACGUGGCGGGCUCAGGUGCGCCCCGCCCCGCUCGCCCCGCCCGCCGCUGCUUUGACGCCGCGUCAACUCAGCCGCUCACCUCGUCGUCAGACGCGCGCUGCACUCGACGCUCGAACGCCGGGAAAACACGAGUCGUUUUUCGCCGCGUCGACACGCACCGAAGUUUUCCGAAUUUUGAAGUUCGAUUGUUGAAUAGACUGUUACGGUCGUAUUUGAUUUUCGUAGAUUCUGUUGUUUUAUGAUUCUUAUUUUUUUUUUGGUAAAUUAAUAUAUUUUUUUCUGUGAAAAGUGUCUGCGAAUAAACUUGUGGGAUGUUUUGUGAUUUUAUCAGCGUUACGAUUGGUUGUGAUUUUUCGUAAAGUUGCUGGCUGUUGGUCACUCUAAAACUUUCUUGGAGUCCAUCAAUCAAGCUCCACUCUACGGGGACAAUUGAAACGGACCGCGAACAUCAGUAGCACUUAACAUGUCCAACUAGACUAUUCAGUGCUCGUCCAAACGAUGACAAGUACCGAGUGAUCUUGAGAAGAAGGAUAAAACAUACUGUUAUCGAUGAACGAAUUAAAUUAUAACGCUGGGAUGAGCUCCUACCAGUUCGUCAACUCGCUUGCUUCCUGCUAUGGGAACCAAGCGCCUGGGCGUACUGGUACGCCCGUCGAACAAAGCGGUCAUCCUGGUCUACCUACACCAGGAGCCGACUACUACAAUCCAAAUGCAGCAGCUUCGGCCUAUCCGAAUGCUUGCUAUUCGCCGCCGCAAGUUGGGCAUCAUUACCCACAACAUCCGUAUGGGACACCGGCUGCAGGCGCGCACAUGCAGCCCCAAACAAUGAUAGACUACACGCAGUUACACCCUCAGAGACUGGGAAGCACUGCUAGUCAUAUGCAUCAGCACUCGAACCCGAGCCCUGGAGCUUUAUCUCCUAACCUGAUGUCCACUCCGCCCAGCCAAGCUGCUGGAGCCAGUUGUAAAUUCGCGGACUCGACUUCUACAACUGGAGUGGCAUCUCCUCAGGAUCUCUCCACAUCUUCUGGACCGGGACGAACAUCCCCCGGUUUUGGCGUCGGACAGAACUCAAGUGGAACUACAAGCACUAAGCUAGGACUGACUACGCCUAUUGCUUCGCCUGUGGAACACAAGGCUAACGUGAAUCAGAAUAUAUCGAGCCCAGCCUCGAGCACAUCAAGCAACGAAAGCAAUGAGGCUAAUAACUCUAGCUCAAAUACUAAGAAUUCAAAAUCGUCGGCGUCGAACUCACAAGCGAAUCCGCCGCAGAUUUAUCCCUGGAUGAAGCGUGUUCACCUUGGACAAAGUACGGUGAACGCCAACGGCGAGACCAAGCGUCAGCGGACGUCGUACACCCGGUACCAGACGCUCGAGCUGGAGAAGGAGUUCCACUUCAACCGGUACCUGACGCGGAGGAGACGGAUCGAGAUCGCGCACGCGCUCUGCCUCACCGAGCGCCAGAUCAAGAUCUGGUUCCAGAACCGCCGCAUGAAGUGGAAGAAGGAGCACAAGAUGGCGUCCAUGAACAUAGUGCCGUACCAUAUGAAUCCGUACGGCCACCCCUACCAGUUCGACCUUCACCCCAGUCAGUUCGCGCACCUCUCCGCAUAGGAUCAGUGGAAUUUUUCGAACAGCGGAUAACUGAUUUAUUAAUGUAGACAGUCGUCCGCAACGCGGGGUUGCGUGUAACAUCUUGGCAAGCUUCGAUGUUACAGCAACCAGACUGGGUCAGUUAUUCGCUGUUCGAAAAAUUUCUAAAGUGUAGUCUAAUUUUGUUAUUGUUAUUGUGACGUUGCAAGUGACGAAGACAGUGUUUGUGAAAGAUUGUGUGCUGAAGGACCGGAGUGAUGAAGGAGAGUGCAAUGUGAAGAAUACGAAUAUGAAUAUAACAUUAAAGGUUUAUUCCAGUUUUUCAUACCUGUACGCAUGAAACGAAAUCAUUAAAAUUUCUUGUCACAAAAUGUAUAAACAUUAACUAAAAUGGUGUUAAAUUAAAAGUAGAAUUGAAUUUUACCUAGUCAUAAGCUGUAUCGAUUUGCAUUAUUCGUAAUACUGUAAGAUGAAACAACUGAAUACCGAUAUUAUGUAUUUUGUGGUGGCUAGAGAGUGUUUGCAAUGAAACAAGUGACAGCUCAGACUGCGAACACGUAAGAAAUCGUGACACAUCCAGAAUGAUUUGAUGAUGUCGGACGAUUCUUAAUGUAAUGUAAUUCGCAUCAUGAAACUUUAGUUUUCAUCGUAGACACUCUCGAUAUAGUUAAGAUAGACGUUACAGCAUAAGUAGUCAUCACAAGAAUAAAACAAAUUCGGAAUUGUACAGGGAUAGCGUAAUGGCGAACGAACAACAUGUUGUUAAAGACAAAAUGUAUCAGAAAAUAUUAUAUUUAGGUCAUUUCAUAAUCUAGUAUUGAAUAGUUAGAGAGGGCUUGUAAAAGCGCUGUGAAAUAAAUAAAUAAGCUCAGUUAUAGAAUGUGAAUAGGUGAUUCCUUCCUAUUAAUGUAAAUAACUUGUCAUUUAGAAGUACGGUGAAAAAUUAAUAUAUAUCAGUAUGUGUCCCGAACUGUAUUAUGUUCCUGUCCUUAGUUAGUAAAUAACAAAGUAUUUAUCUCACUAUAAAUACGUAUAGUUAACCUUAUAAGUAAUAAUUGAUAGUGAUUUUUUAAUGUUUCCACAAACGAUACCAUUUUAAAAUUUUCAUGUGGCUCUAUUGCGUACUAUAAAGUCUUUAAUGUCGUAUUUGUAAAAUGUACUUAAUAAUGCUAGUGAUAAAACUUUUACCUUCAAUCUUCAGUUAUUAAGAUAAUUAUUUGAAAAUAUCAGUUGUUAGAUAACCUUAUUUAAUAUCAAAAUUUUACUUUACUAAAAUAAUGUAUCUGACACCCUUACAAGGUUAUUGUAUCUGUUCGUGUCAAGCAACCCACGUGUUGCCACACUACCUAACCUUGUCAGAGCGUCCAAUGAUAAAUUAAUGAUGUUCGAUAAUUUGACCUUUUGAUUUAUAAAUCGUCGCUUAAAUUUUUGUUGUCACAUUUUUAUUAGAAAACGUCGUGGUCAACUGUGAUAUUUUGUUAAAUUUUAAUUCUUAAGUGAAAACAGCGCGAUUUGAGUAUAUUUGAUUUUAUUUCAAGAAGUAUGUUUGUAUUGCUUUUUCGAUUGGUACAUUUGUUGCUUUAUUUAUUGUUUGUAAAUAUUAGAUAACAUAGUGUAAACUAAAAUGUUCAAAUUCUUAAGUAAUUAAUAUGUCAUUUAUUUCUUUUGUAAAAAAUUCUGUGCAAUAGGAAGUGGCCUGACUAAUUCUGUUUCUCAUCAUUUUGUAAAAUACUUUCCUCUUAAUUUAGUUAUGUUAUUUCUUUAUUAACUAAUAAAAUAACGUUUAUCGUUCAUUCCAGUUUAAAUGAGGACUCUAGUAAAGUAUGCUACUGAUCAUUUAAAUUAUUGUAUUGUAUUAAUAAAGUGUAUUAAAUUUGAAAAAUUGGUGAAGAUGAUAAAAUAAAUUAUGAUGAUAAUAGAGCGUUUUAUUGUAGAUGAUGUUGCUUAAUUUAAUGGAAAUUACCAAUGUGUUAAUCGUGGGCUUCCAAUUUAAGUCUCUAACUAUAUUUUUGUCUUGAAACCAAUCUUAGUAUAACCCAAAACAUAUUUAAUGAACAUUACUUGAAACAUAGUAAAAUUUAUUGUUCUCAAAGUAAACUACCGUCACUCAAACUCAUGAGCAUUCAUAGAUACUUAGGCAUGCGUCAUUGGUGAGUCUCUUUAUCUUCAAGAAGCAGACUUUGAAAACCUCAAAAGUACUUUUUAUUUCAAACAUUCAAUUUAAAAGAGACGAUCAUCACAAGCGAAGAUCUUUCAUCAUGACUACACACCCUACCGAACCAGAUCAACUCACAAUCAACAAACAUUCAUCCCAAACAAAUGAUCUAAAAUAGUUAAAACACAAUAUCACCAAUAGAAAGUAUCGAACUAUUCGUACGUAGCGCCAGUGAGACGCCAUUGCCUCCCUGAUGGUAUUGAGCGAUGAUAAAUGAGCUUAGCAAUGACAUGACAGCCGAACCUGCUAGGGGCGCCAGCAGCUUACCACGUGCCAACAAAAGAGUGUCGAAAAAUGUGAAGGUUGCCUUACUUUGUAGGUCGCGGAGGCUGUUCCUAUAAAUCAUACUGUCGGAAUAUUUCGCUUUAUACAAUGUUGUGAUGGUAGCUGGCACUGAAAGGUUUAAACGAUCAAAUUGGUUGUGUUGUGUGGAUAUCGAUUGUUAUUUAAAACGGAAGCAGGUUCUGUUAUAGUAUGAUUUAAACUGAAUCAAAUCGUUUUGGUGUAGAA
Molecule: messenger RNA, 4415 nt
Organism: Trichoplusia ni (cabbage looper)
Lineage: Eukaryota; Metazoa; Arthropoda; Insecta; Lepidoptera; Noctuidae
Gene: Scr
Product: homeotic protein Sex combs reduced-like
Exons: 3
Coding region: 647-1711 (354 amino acids)
Biological process (GO): negative regulation of transcription by RNA polymerase II; anterior/posterior pattern specification
Cellular component (GO): nucleus
Molecular function (GO): RNA polymerase II cis-regulatory region sequence-specific DNA binding; DNA-binding transcription factor activity, RNA polymerase II-specific
Source: RefSeq, a predicted model, not a curated record